Molecule: messenger RNA, 1959 nt
Organism: Ochotona curzoniae (black-lipped pika)
Lineage: Eukaryota; Metazoa; Chordata; Mammalia; Lagomorpha; Ochotonidae
Gene: SLC25A11
Product: solute carrier family 25 member 11
Exons: 9
Coding region: 531-1379 (282 amino acids)
Biological process (GO): succinate transmembrane transport; oxaloacetate transport; malate transmembrane transport
Molecular function (GO): malate transmembrane transporter activity; antiporter activity; oxaloacetate transmembrane transporter activity
Source: RefSeq, a predicted model, not a curated record
CAGCAGAGGUAAGGAAGUGGGUUUUGGGGGAGGUGUAGGGUGGAGAGACAGGAGGAGGAGCGGAAAUGGGGCAGGCCUCCUGUUAUCGCCUUAUAUGGGCACUGGCAGCUACAGGGCCAGGAGACCCAGCCUCUCCUCCCUUUACCUGUUCCUCCUCUCCACUCCCAUUUUUCUGCCCUCUCCGCUUCCUCCCUUGGAGGCAGGGUCCACCCUUCUACUUCUCCCAGCUGCCUUAACCACCUUUGCUUUCCAGCUCAACUCCAUUUCUGUCUGUCCUCAAGAAUCGAUGGGUAAUACAGGGAGCCCCUCAAGCUGAUGCCUUCUCAUGCUCGCUCCCUGCCCUUUAACCUCUUAUUUCCUAGACUCAGACUCCUCCAAAGAGCAGUUGCUCUUUGGUGAGUCGAUUUCGCUGGAGCCGCUUCCGGUGCUGGAUACAGCGAACUAUCUAGGAGAAGGGAAGCAGAUGGAUCAGGCUCAGGGAAUGAACUGGACAUGUGCACAAACCAUGCCUCUGUUCCCGUCUGGCUUUGAUGGGAGCUACCGUGUUUGUGCAACCCCUGGAUCUGGUGAAGAACCGCAUGCAGCUGAGUGGAGAAGGAGCCAAGACGAGAGAAUACAAAACCAGCUUCCAUGCCCUUACCAGCAUCCUGAGGGCAGAAGGGCUAAGGGGCAUUUACACCGGGUUAUCUGCUGGCCUGCUGCGCCAGGCCACCUACACCACGACACGUCUUGGCAUCUAUACCGUGCUGUUUGAGCGUCUGACCGGGGCUGACGGCACACCUCCUGGCUUUCUGCUGAAGGCCCUGAUUGGCAUGACUGCAGGUGCAACGGGUGCUUUUGUGGGAACCCCAGCGGAGGUGGCUCUGAUCCGAAUGACCGCCGACGGCCGGCUUCCAGCUGAUCAACGCCGUGGUUACAAAAACGUGUUCAAUGCCCUGAUUCGAAUUGCCCGGGAAGAGGGUGUCCCCACACUAUGGCGGGGCUGUAUCCCCACCAUGGCACGGGCUGUCGUCGUCAAUGCUGCCCAGCUCGCCUCCUACUCUCAAUCAAAGCAGUUUUUGCUGGACUCGGGCUACUUCUCCGACAACAUCCUGUGCCACUUCUGCGCCAGCAUGAUCAGUGGCCUCGUCACCACUGCCGCCUCCAUGCCCGUGGACAUUGUCAAGACCCGGAUCCAGAACAUGCGCAUGAUUGACGGGAAGCCAGAAUACAAAAAUGGGCUGGAUGUGCUGGUGAAGGUGGUGCGCUACGAGGGUUUCUUCAGCCUGUGGAAGGGCUUCACACCGUACUAUGCCCGCCUGGGCCCCCACACGGUCCUCACCUUCAUCUUCUUGGAGCAGAUGAACAAGGCCUACAAGCGUCUCUUCCUCAGCGGCUGAGGAAGCCGGGAGCCGGAAUCAGUGUGCCAGGGCUCCCGGUCACCAGCUACUCCGGUCACUGCGCCCUGGGGUGGACAGCGGGAGGGCCCUGGACUCAGCUGCCCCAGGCCCCUCUAUUUAUUGCCCCUCCACAGUGUGGUUCCCCCUCCUCCUUUCAUGGUAAAGGACUUUGGUCUGUUUUGUCACCUCCUCCAGCUUGUCCUGGCCCCUGUGGCCACUCCCUCCCUGGCUGUGCUUUGGGGAGGGGCUGGCGAAGUCCUGGAGAUUUCUGAUCUCCUCCUGGGUGUUUGCUUCAGGGAUACAGGACAGCAGAAGGUCCCUCCCGUGGGGUCCCCAGGAAGCAGGAAGAGAUGGCCGACCGCAGAAGCCAACAGGAUGGCCAGGGGUCCUCAGUGGGAUGCCUCACUGGGGACUUAAUAAAUUGCAUUGGUGAUAACCGCAUCUAGAGGGUUUUGGGGGUGUAAAAGGGGAGGAGACUAGACAAAGAAGCCAAGUCCCCCCUCGCCCCCCGCCCAGGAAUCAGGAACUGGAGUUUUCAGCAGAAAUUAUUAAAGCAAAAGACCCUGCUGGUUUCUGCCAA